Molecule: messenger RNA, 4103 nt
Organism: Mandrillus leucophaeus (drill)
Lineage: Eukaryota; Metazoa; Chordata; Mammalia; Primates; Cercopithecidae
Gene: TMEM168
Product: transmembrane protein 168
Exons: 5
Coding region: 561-2654 (697 amino acids)
Source: RefSeq, a predicted model, not a curated record
GUUCUCAGUCACUGAUUCCAGGUCCCAGGAGUCGACUUUGGCUCGAGGAAGUCAGGCGCCUUAGGUGGGGCAGUUGACACUCGCGCAGCGUCUUGCUCACCUCGGUGCGCGGCGGCGCGCGGGUUUGGGCGGGGAGGGGGCCGGGCCUCGGGAAGGACGCGCGCCGCUCAGUUUGACCCCGGCGACGUUCCGUACCGUCGCGGAUUUUGGCGGCGGAAACAUGGCGGUCGCGGCCGGGCUGGUAACGGAGAAAGUUUCCACAAACACCGGCCUGUAUUAGCGCGUAUGGCCUCGGGCCCUCGUUCCCCAAGGCGUGCCGCCUCCCUGUUUUCCGUCGCAGGCGAAGCCUUGUCUGCCCUCCUCCUUUUUGGUUUGGUUUUGGAACUGAUUCCGAGGUUUGGGAGAGCGCGUUGGUGGCGACGGCCGAGUCAGAUCACUAUAAACAAAAUUUCCACGAGAGAAAAUGUUGAAAUAGGAGUUGCGGAUACACUGGAUAUACUGGAUGAAAUACAAGCAGUUAAUUUUUGUAACGUGAGGGAAAAGCCCACAUUGCUGGUUACAUGUGUAAAUCACUGCGUUACUGCUUUAGUCAUUGUCUCUAUUUAGCAAUGACAAGACUGGAAGAAGUAAAUAGAGAAGUGAACAUGCAUUCUUCAGUGCGGUAUCUUGGCUAUUUAGCCAGAAUCAAUUUAUUGGUUGCUAUAUGCUUAGGUCUAUACGUAAGAUGGGAAAAAACAGCAAAUUCCUUAAUUUUGGUAAUUUUUAUUCUUGGUCUUUUUGUUCUUGGAAUCGCCAGCAUACUCUAUUAUUAUUUUUCAAUGGAAGCAGCAAGUUUAAGUCUCUCCAAUCUUUGGUUUGGAUUCUUGCUUGGCCUCCUAUGUUUUCUUGAUAAUUCAUCCUUUAAAAAUGAUGUAAAAGAAGAAUCAACCAAAUAUUUGCUUCUGACAUCCAUAGUAUUAAGGAUAUUGUGCUCUCUGGUGGAGAGAAUUUCUGGUUACGUCCGUCAUCGACCCACUUUACUAACCACAAUUGAAUUUCUAGAGCUUGUUGGAUUUGCCAUUGCCAGCACAACUAUGUUGGUGGAGAAGUCUCUGAGUGUCAUUUUGCUUGUUGUGGCUCUGGCUAUGCUGAUUAUUGAUCUGAGAAUGAAAUCGUUCUUAGCUAUUCCAAACUUAGUUAUUUUUGCAGUUUUGUUAUUUUUUUCCUCAUUGGAAACUCCCAAAAAUCCGAUUGCUUUUGCAUGUUUUUUUAUUUGCCUGAUAACUGAUCCUUUCCUUGACAUUUAUUUUAGUGGACUUUCAGUAACUGAAAGAUGGAAACCCUUUUUGUACCGUGGAAGAAUUUGCAGAAGACUUUCAGUCGUUUUUGCUGGAAUGAUUGAGCUUACAUUUUUUAUUCUUUCAGCAUUUAAACUUAGAGACACUCAUCUCUGGUAUUUUGUAAUACCUGGCUUUUCCAUUUUUGGAAUUUUCUGGAUGAUUUGUCAUAUUAUUUUUCUUUUAACUCUUUGGGGAUUCCAUACCAAAUUAAAUGACUGCCAUAAAGUAUAUUUUACCCACAGGACAGAUUACAAUAGCCUUGAUAGAAUCAUGGCAUCCAAAGGGAUGCGCCAUUUUUGCUUGAUUUCAGAGCAGUUGGUGUUUUUUAGUCUUCUUGCAACAGCGAUUUUGGGAGCAGUUUCCUGGCAGCCAACAAAUGGAAUUUUCUUGAGCAUGUUUCUAAUUGUUUUGCCAUUGGAAUCCAUGGCUCAUGGGCUCUUCCAUGAAUUGGGUAACUGUUUAGGAGGAACAUCUGUUGGAUAUGCUAUUGUGAUUCCCACCAACUUCUGCAGUCCUGAUGGUCAGCCAACACUGCUUCCCCCAGAACAUGUACAGGAGUUAAAUUUGAGGUCUACUGGCAUGCUCAAUGCUAUCCAAAGAUUUUUUGCAUAUCAUAUGAUUGAGACCUAUGGAUGUGACUAUUCCACAAGUGGACUGUCAUUUGAUACACUGCAUUCCAAACUGAAAGCUUUCCUCGAACUUCGGACUGUGGAUGGACCCAGACAUGAUACGUAUAUUUUGUAUUACAGUGGGCACACCCAUGGUACAGGAGAGUGGGCUCUAGCAGGUGGAGAUACACUACGCCUUGACACACUUUUAGAAUGGUGGAGAGAAAAGAACGGUUCCUUCUGUUCCCGGCUUAUUAUCGUAUUAGACAGCGAAAAUUCAACCCCUUGGGUGAAAGAAGUGAGGAAAAUUAAUGACCAGUAUAUUGCAGUGCAAGGAGCAGAGUUGGUAAAAACAGUAGAUAUUGAAGAAGCUGACCCGCCACAGCUAGGUGACUUUACAAAAGACUGGGUAGAAUAUAACUGCAACUCCAGUAAUAACAUCUGUUGGACUGAAAAGGGACGCACAGUGAAAGCAGUAUACGGUGUGUCAAAACGGUGGAGUGACUACACUCUGCAUUUGCCAACGGGAAGCGAUGUGGCCAAGCACUGGAUGUUACACUUUCCUCGUAUUACAUAUCCCCUAGUGCAUUUGGCAAAUUGGUUAUGCGGUCUGAACCUUUUUUGGAUCUGCAAAACUUGUUUUAGGUGCUUGAAAAGAUUAAAAAUGAGUUGGUUUCUUCCUACUGUGCUGGACACAGGACAAGGCUUCAAACUUGUCAAAUCUUAAUUUGGACCCCAAAGCGGAAUAUUAAUAAGCACUCAUACUACCAAUUAUCACUAACUUGCCAUUUUUUGUAUGCUGUAUUUUUAUUUGUGGAAAAUACCUUGCUACUUCUGUAGCUGCUCUCACUUUGUCUUUUCUUAAGUAAUUAUGGUAUAUGUAAGGUGUUGGGAAAAAACAUUUUAUAAUGAAAGUAUGUAGGGAGUCAAAUGCUGACUGUAAAUGCAUAAGAGAUGUUAAAAAUAACACUGCACUUUCAGGAGUGUUUGCUUAUGGUCCUGAUUAGUAAGAAAACAGUUGUCUAUGCUCUGCAAUGGCCAAUGAUGAAUUACUAAUGCCUUAUUUUCUAGGCAUAUAAUAGUUUAGAGAAUGUAGACCAGAUAAAUUUGUUUACUAUUUUAAGAAAACUACCAGUUUACUUACAGAAGAUUCUUUUUUCCAAACAGUAGGUUUCAUCUAAGACCAUUUGAAGAACUGCAAACUCUUUCUCUUAGAAAACAAAGAGGGCUGCCUAAAAUAAACACAAAAUUUGCUUCUACUCCAUCACAUUCAGAUGUCUUGGUUGUGACCUAUUACCAGUGUAGCAGAGAACCCAAGUUACAUUUUAGAUCAAAACAUUGUUUAUGUAGGUAUUGUUAAAAGGCUAGCGCCUACAAAUUGCCCUUUCAUGCUUUGGUCAGGGGGCCCUGAAAACACUGGUAAUAUUAAGAGUCUUUCUCAGGGUAACUUAAUGUUUUCUUAAUGAACAAUGUUUCCAGCUACAAAUUCUUCCAAUAAACUGUCUUCCUUUUUGAAAAGUACUCUCAUAGAAGAAAUUUAGCAAUUUCUCAUUUACUGACUCAAUCUGUUUUAAGUAUUCAGAAAAGAUUUUGAUCCCUAUUGAGUUAAUUCUCUGCCAUGAAAAUUAUUUUUCUGAUCCUUGUUAGUGAUAACCUUUUUUUUCUACUGAAGGUCAAAGGCUAGGAAACAAGUCAUUUCUUGUAUACAUGUAAUGUAUUAUGUAAAAAAGUAUUCAUAUUGGCAAUUUUAGUUAGGCAUAAUAGUGUGGUUGUAAUUUUUAAAACUUAGUGUUUGUCUGAUUAAAGCAGGCACUGAUCAGGGUAUCUCCUAAGAGGUAAUUCACUUCUAAUUCCUUUCCAAUAAUUAUUACAUUCUAAAUUUUCAUCUAUGAGAAGUAACAAGAAGGGAAUAGAAUUAAAUUGGAGAAUAAUCUAAUCUUCAUUGUUUAAAUGGUUUGACUUCUCACCAUUGAAGCCAUUUUUUCUAGCCUCAGAAAGAGGAAAUAAUGCCUCCACCAUUUUCUACCUGGUGACUUGAAAAUUGAACUUUUCAGUUAGGAAGAAGAGUCGGGGAACUUGUAUACCACUAUCUAUGCAGCAUUGUUAUAGUCUGAUUAUUUCUGUGUUUUGAGUAUGAUUUUCCUAAUGCUCUAAAUAAAAUUUUGUUAAAAAUUAA